This is a messenger RNA of Aureobasidium musti, 384 nucleotides long. NCBI's taxonomy places the organism in Eukaryota, Fungi, Ascomycota, Dothideomycetes, Dothideales, Saccotheciaceae. The record is from the annotation of a GenBank genome assembly.
AUGCCUAAGGAAACUGCCACCCGCCGCAAGACCGCCAAGAAGGACGGCGGCAAGAAGAAGAAGGACCCCAACGCCCCCAAGCGUGGUCUUUCCGCCUACAUGUUCUUCGCCAACGAGCAGCGCGAGAAGGUUCGCGAGGACAACCCCGGCAUCAAGUUCGGUAAGUCCAACAUCCCUUACAUGCAAACUAGUGUUGCUCAGAUGACUGACUGUAUCAACANNGGCGAUGUUGGCAAGAUCCUCGGUGAGAAGUGGAAGAGCCUCAACGAGAAGCAGAAGACUCCCUACGAGGCCAAGGCUGCCGCCGACAAGAAGCGUUACGAAGAGGAGAAGGCUGCCUACACUGCUGGUGGCGAUGCCGACGAGGAGGAGGACGAGGAGUAA